Molecule: messenger RNA, 4454 nt
Organism: Centropristis striata (black sea bass)
Lineage: Eukaryota; Metazoa; Chordata; Actinopteri; Perciformes; Serranidae
Product: GTPase IMAP family member 8
Exons: 7
Coding region: 16-1587 (523 amino acids)
Molecular function (GO): GTP binding
Source: RefSeq, a predicted model, not a curated record
ACAAAGUGUCUCAAAAUGGGGCAAGAAGAGGAAUCCACCGUGGAGGCGAGAAGGAGAAGGAGGAGGGGGGCUGAGGAGGAGGAAGCCAGAGGUUCUACACACAAGAUGGCUGCUGUGUCCUCUGCCUCUGACACUGGGGACCCCAGGGGUCGGCACCCCCCAGAGCGCAGGCUGCUGAUCCUUGGGGGGCCCCAGUCCGGUAAGACCUCCACCGCCAACAACAUCCUGGGGGAUGAGGUCUUCGACGUUGGGACAGAGACGACUCACAGCAACGUGGGUCAGACGGAGAUCUACGGCCGGCGGGUCACUGUGGUGGACACCCCGCCAUGGGCCAUCCCCAGUGACCCGGAAGACAGCACAGAACCUGACAAUAAUGACGACGCCGGUGCUGAAUCGGACAACCCAACGCGGCCACCGGCCAGCCUUGAUAGCGAGGGGCCAUGCAUGGGGGCUAUUCUCUGCCCUCCAGGACCUCACGCCAUCCUGCUGGUGGUGUCGGUCACCCAGCCCUUCGCCGACACGGAGAGGAGGGCCGCAGAGGAGCAGCUGGGGGCCCUGGGUGGAGGGACCUGGAGGUACUCCAUGGUGGUCUUUACUGGGGUGGACAAGCUGCCUAAAGGGGUCUUCAUUGAGGAGCACAUAGCCAACACUGGAGAGGCCCUGCAGUGGCUGGUGGAGAGAUGUGGAAGCAGGUACCACGCCUUUGAUAACACUCGGAAAGACACAGAAGACAACACGCAGGUACCAGAGCUGAUGGAAAAGGUGGAAGAAAUGAUCACUGACAACCAAGGCUGGUACUUUGAGGUGAAUGAGUUGAUUUUACUGGAGGAAGAGCAGGCGAGGAGAGCUCUGGAAGAGGAGAGGAUGAGGAUGGAGGAGCACGCCAGACAGAGGGAGCAGAUGAUUGGAGGACCUCCCAGAGAGCUGCGACUGCUCUUGUUAGGCUGGAAGGGCGUAGGAAAGAGCUCGGUGGGGAACUCCAUCCUGGGCCGUCGGUACUUUGAGUCGGGCCAGGAGACGGAGCUGUGUCUCAGGAGGCAGGCGCUCGUUUCCGGCCGUCGGAUCACAAUCGUCGACACCCCUGGCUGGGACUGGUUCUCGGUGAGGCGGACCCCAAAGCGCAUCCGCCAGGAGUCCCAGCGUGGAGCUGCCCUCCUGCGACCCGGACCCCACACCCUGCUGCUGGUCCUGCCCGUCGUCUCGUCCCUCACCGCCAGGAAGAGGCGGACGCUCCUGGCCCACAUAGAGACUCUGUUUGGGGACAGUGCGUGUCUCCAUACCAUGGUGCUGUUCAGCUGUGGUGACUGGCUGGGCCGCACGCCCAUCGAGGAGCACAUCCUUAGAGGUGGGAGGGAGCUGCAAAGACUACUCGAAUACUGUGGGAACUAUUACCACGUCCUGGACAGUAAGAUUCCUGGGAAGGACAGGAGUGUGUCAGUCCUCCUGGAUAAGAUGGAGGAGAUGAUCAGAGAGAACGGGGACAAGGCCUUCCUCCCCAUUCAGACCGAGUGGUUGAGCGAGGAGAGCUCUUACUCUUCUGACAACACUGAGCCCGAGGAUGACUGUCGAGGAUGCCAGCUACAGUGACACGACUGCACUAAAAAGGGAAGUGGUCCGGCUUUUUAUCCUUGUUCUGAGCCUCCAACAGGCCCAAACACCACCUCACAUAACUUAAACCUCAUCAAAAAAGACCCGAAGAACUGAUCACUGAGCAAAAGCUCGAACCUGGACUGAAAGUGCAAACUCUCCUCCAAAACCCAAGAGGAAGAGAAAUAUUCUGCUUCUGCUUCAAGGGACCAGAGCUCGAUCCCUGUCCGCGAGCAUGUACACAGAUAUCAACUGCUGCUAAAGAGACCCUGUUUCAACACUGCAGAGUAAAGAAUUACUCGUCAUUAUAACUAUAUGUUCAGACCGCACUGAUACAAGCUGAAAGCAUCAAAUCAAAACCAAAAGAAGACAAUAUUAUCAAGACCAGUAGGACUCGUAUCUGCAGUAAGUUUGUCACUCUUGGUUAUUAUAAGACUGAGAGUAAUGUCUCUGUGUAUGACUUGUAUCAUGAAUUUGGACUGGACUUUAUAAUAUAGCCCCCUCCCCCCUUCUACAUCAAGUGCCAUUCCUGUCAUUCGCUUAAAAUUAGUUUGAAUUAAAAAGGAUUCAAAGGAAACCGAAACAUGGACAGUGUGACAAAAGAUUAUAAUGUGAACUGUGCUUACAAAUGUAAAAAAAAAAAAAAAGGAAAAGGUGAGGAGAGUCUUGUGUUGUUGUGGCCAUACGGUAUCUCAAAAGAACACAUUCAUGUGAUGAGUGAUAUUAAAACUCUCGUCAUUAAAAGAAUACUUCAUCUUUUAAAAUUCCCUUUUGUAAAUCAGUUUCUCAACCUGUGCUACCUUGAAUUCUUAAAGAAAAACUUUUUUUCCUGCAGGCCUCCAUGGUGAAUCUGAAAACAGAGAAAAUCCUUCAUGAAUUCAAGUAAAUUGCCAUUUCAAAAAGGCAAAACUGAAUGAAAACAUCUGUUUCAAACUCUCACACAACUGGUGCAGGAAAAUCCAACUCUUUUAUCCAAUAGUAUGCUCAGUACUUCCCAAACACAUGCAUCUUUUAACAAAAUUGUACUUACUGCUACUCAUCUGGACUUAUACAGACCAAUUAUACAUAAUGUCAUGCCUUAAUAUGAAGGUAAAAGCUGAGUUAUAUAAAAAUCUACCUCCCUCAGAGUUCUCAUGAAGAGGGAAAUAAGCUAUAGAGACCAAAACAGUUUUUUGUACCAGGCUGUAAACAUGUUUAUUUCUGCUGUAAAGUUGGGCAUUUUAACAUGGGGGUCUAUGGGGAUUGACUCUCUUUUGGAGCCAGCCUCAAGUGGCCAGUAGAGGAACUGCAGUUUGGCACUUAAUGUGUGAAAAUACAUGUUUUGGGGAAGUAGUGAGCAUAUGACUGGAUAAAUGAGACUUGGAGCACAACUUUGUGAGAGUUUGAAAUGGAUGUUUUGAUACAGUUUACUGUUGUUACACCUGUCCCUCAUUUACUUUAAUUCAUUAAGAAUGUACUAUGUUUUCUACUGUUUUCUGAUUCUUUGUUUACCGUGUAGACAUGCAAGAAAAACAAUGUUUUCUUUUACAAAUUCAAGGUAACGCGUUGAGUAGCUGAUACACAAAUGAUCAUUUUAAGGGUGAGGUAAUCCUUUAACAUGUGAUCUGUUUCUGCUCAGGGAGUCAGGGUUGAGUUGCUUCCUCCAGGGCAAAAUCUGGUACAUUAACAGAAACGCUGAUUAAUGCUGAUUGCUAAACUGCAGACGUAAGUCACAUAUUAAUUCAGAGUGGAGUAUUUGCUUUCGUUUGCUGGAAAUAAAAGAGAGCCAGUGUUUGCACUUUGCUUCUUUCGUGCUGAAAAACUAAAUUGAAUCCAUCUACAGAGGUAAAUAUUCUGAUCCCACCUCUGCUGUAGCAUUCAUAAUGAGAACAGUUACAGGAAAGGCUGUAUUGAAACUGUGUGCAGUCUCAGAUCCCUGCAGAGCAGCUCGGGGCUGGUUCUGCUUCGCUGUUUGCAGUCAUGCAUCCAGUGCAUUUAUAUCGACAAGGUAGAUUCAGCUACGUGCCUCAGCAUCAAAGCGUGAGAGUGGGAGUACUGUGCAGCCCUGCGGCAGGGCAGUAUCCUAUAGGCUACAUCAAGCUUUCGCAUGCUACAGAAACAACAUAACCUCAUGAACCAUUGGAGCUCACAUAGGGCUUUUAAUACCUUUUCUACAUCAGUGAGACAUCUGUUCCUGUGAUCACUAGCGAAAAAAUUAAAAAUAUAUAUUCAGCUCUCAGAGGCAUGUUAAGACGACGCAUGCAGAUAAACGAGUGCCUAUAGAGUUGAAGGCAACCUCACUUCUUAUUCCUCUGACUCUUGCCCGAGCAAGGCUUUGUGAAUUUCUUGUAUGACACAUCACAUCCCUCUACCCUUACGACUGCAAAAAAUAAAAGAAAAAAGUGGAAAACUCCCACUCUGAAAGGUACAAACAAAAGCAUAUAUAAUAUGUGACCGAUACCACUGCCAUGCUGUAAAAUGUUAUUUUCUACAAACGAUGUAGCCUCUAAAAAGAAACCCUGACACUGCUUCCCCUACGCUUUACUGACUCUGUGCUUCAUCUAGUGAUGUAGGCUACCGCAGCACUUUGUGUGACAAACGCAUGACUUUACAAUUUGAUAUGAGGAUGUUUCAAACAUUCAUUUGGAGUCUUAGAGUCCCACCUCACCUGUGAAUAUGUCGUAUAAGCCGUGUAUAUCUACAGUGUCAAACAUGUUACAUUGUACGCUUUUAGCGAAGCAUUUUGCACUGUGUUUAAGUCCUCUACCACUUUACUGUGGCCAAAGUGAUGUUACUUCCUGUGUGGUCCCUUCCUAAAUGGUGAUUGCAUCAUCAGUAUUUUGCUCAUCCUCAGACAACAAUAAAAGAUAUGGAUAUAUUGUUGUGUA